Nerophis lumbriciformis (worm pipefish) is the source of this 1170-nucleotide messenger RNA. The record is from RefSeq and is a predicted model, not a curated record. Lineage: Eukaryota; Metazoa; Chordata; Actinopteri; Syngnathiformes; Syngnathidae.
AUGAGAGGACUGAUUGUCUUCAUCAGUGCGGUGUGCUUGGCCAGCACACAGCACCAAGCUCUGAUUGACUACUUGGAACGCCGACUGCUCGCGAUUGAGGACCGCAUCUCCCUGUGGCAUGAACAGGCCACCCGAUAUGCCUCCGAGCUGCGGGAACUCAAACAACAGAUGGUUUCUCAGCUCGAGAACCUGGACAAAGAGAAGGAGAUAUUGCGCGUGAGUCUGGACAGCAUGGGGACGCGCGUAGACCGAGUGGAGCGCGAGUUGGACUACCUGGAGAGCCAGAACGGCGCUCAGCCGUGUGUGGAUGUGGACGACAAGCUGAUCGAGCAGCAGGUCAUUGAAGUGCAGGAGAAGCAGAAGACCAAGUACUUCAAACUUACUGACUGCAACGACAUGCUUUCCACCAUAAAGGCCAUGAAGAUCUUAAAAAGAGUGGGAGGUCCCAAGGGAAUGUGGACCAGAGACACCGGCGGCGCCUCGGGGAAGGUCUUCGUCUUUAACGGGACGCAUGAAGACAGUAUCUUUGAGUUUUCCACUGUCCAAGCCUUUACACGCUCACAGGGCCUGUCUGACUCCAGGCAGUUGCAGCUUCCCUCUGCGUGGCAGGGGACGGGACAUGUCAUCUACAACAAUCACGCCUAUCUGGUCAUUCAGGCUGAUGAGGUGACGCUGGUCAAAUACGACUUAAGAAACAGGUCUGUGAUUGAUAGCAUGGUGUUCCCAGACCAGGACUACCUCCCAGUGUACAGCCUAAACCCUGAAACUGUGAUGGACCUGGCUGUGGAUGAAGAAGGCCUGUGGGCCAUUUACUCAAAAGGUCAGAAUGAGAAGCAAAUCUCCUUGAGUAAACUAGACGCCGUAUCGCUGAGCACCGAGCAGACGUGGGACACAAGCUGCCCAAGAAAGAACGCAGAAGCCGCCUUCGUCAUCUGUGGCACGUUGUACGUGGUUUACAACACGCAGCAGCCCGGUCGCUCGCAAGUGCAGUGCGUAUUUGACGUCAACGACAUGGUGGGCAACGAUGACGUGCCUCUGGUUUACUUCCCUAAACGUUACGGCGCUCACGCUAGUCUCAAGUACAACCCGCUGGAGCAGCUGCUUUAUGCUUGGGAUGAUGGAUACCAGAUUCUCUACAAACUCGUCAUGAAGAAGAAACUUGAGGUUUAG